Messenger RNA from Symbiodinium natans, 1020 nucleotides. Lineage: Eukaryota; Dinophyceae; Suessiales; Symbiodiniaceae. The record is from the annotation of a GenBank genome assembly.
AUGAACUUCUCCACAGCGGCCGUCGAGGCUUUCUUGAGGUUUCUGUACUCUGGCAAGCUGUCGACAAACAAGACUGUUGCAGUGGAAGCUGCUCUAAUGGCGGAGAUCUAUGACAUCCAGGAGCCCUCCAAGAUUUGCGAAUCAAUGCUGUUGCAUGGCACUUCUCUAGCUGAUGUUUACGCCAUGUUGGAAGUGGCCCAUCGGUUUCCGGAAGUCGGCGACAGCCUGCGAGGGGCCUGCCUCAGAGCUCUUCUGGCAGAUCCAGAACAAAGCCUCCAGGAUGCUUGGACGCUGAGCCCAAGGCUGCUGGAAGAGUUAUUGGCGACGGCAACGAAUGAUAUUGGAGAUUACGAGCUUGCAAAGAUGAUCCUUUCCUGGCAGGAGAAGAAUCCGAACCAAAGCUUCGCCAACAUGCUGCAGGACCAUGUGAGCCUAGGAGGUCUCAGUGAAGACCGCUAUUCCGAUAUUCGUGCCUAUUCAGAGCAAGUUGGCCUCGGUUUUGCAGUGGAUCAGAUGUGGGCACAAGCUCAGGCUGCCACAGGGGAUUGGACACCUGAUUUGUUCAAGUACAUGGAGGGGAAAUGGCAAGACCAGUGCCAGGAGCAUCGUCGUACGAUGCCUUUUGUGGGCUGCUGGAUCAAUCUGAUUCCAAGCAGUUUGGGAUGGAAGCCGCCGCCUCACUCCCAUGGGCCACACAAGGCGCAAGAGGAAGUGGCACGAAAUGUGCUGAAUCUGGAGCUGCAGCCAGGUGAAGCCAUGACCUGGUUCCUUCCCAUCCAUACAAUCCACGUGAGCGGCAUCAGCUUCACCGACCCUGUACUUGGUCUGGUGGCCAAUGGUGAAGCAAGUGUCGAAGUUUUCAGUUCCAGCAAUGGAUGUCACUGGGACUUGCUUUGGUCAUCUGCGCGUAGCAAUUUCUCCUGCCGUACGAAAGAGCGAGUUAGAUGGUUCAAGCUGGGUGUCAAGCACCAACCCUUCUCCUCCAAGCUUCAGAUACAAGGCGUCGUGCAUGCCGGCUGA